Ornithorhynchus anatinus (platypus) is the source of this 910-nucleotide messenger RNA. It is a transcript of the gene PAXX, whose product is annotated as PAXX non-homologous end joining factor. Gene Ontology annotation, molecular function: molecular adaptor activity. Bases 5 to 622 code for a protein of 205 amino acids. The transcript is spliced from 7 exons. Gene Ontology annotation, biological process: double-strand break repair via nonhomologous end joining. The record is from RefSeq and is a predicted model, not a curated record. Gene Ontology annotation, cellular component: nonhomologous end joining complex; nucleus; site of double-strand break. Lineage: Eukaryota; Metazoa; Chordata; Mammalia; Monotremata; Ornithorhynchidae.
GGCCAUGGCGGCGGCGGGGCCUGCGUUGUGCGUCGUGACGGCGGCGGGCUCCGGCCGGCCCCGCUAUCUGUGCUACUGCGAGGGGCCGGAGGCGGGCGACGAGGGCGGCUUGGGCGUCUGCGUGACGGACGCGGCGGAGAUGUGGGCCACCAGCUUCUCCGCCCACAGCCUGGCCGGGCACAAAUCUCAGCAAGGACUGACGCCCACUGAGAACUACGCCACUCGAUUCAGAGAUGCCUGCGAGCAACAGACCGUCUCCCUGACCCUGCAAGAUGAUGGAAGCACGGUCUCCUUGCAGCUCCCAGGGGGUCCCUCGGGCCUGACCUUUGAACUGCCAAAGCUGCCCGAUUCGGAGGCCCGUCCGCGGCUGCAGGCCCUGAUGCUCGAGUUGGCGGAGAGGGUCCGGGGGCUAGAACGGCGCCUGGCAGAUGUGGAGGCUAUGGCUGCCAGUCCCAGGAAGAAGUCAUGUCUGAGUGGGCAAAAGCUGUUUAUGCCAGACUCGGAACGCCGCAGAGGCGGUUCCGGCCCCGGGACCAGGAAGAGGAUGCCAGGCGAAUCGCUCAUCAACCCCGGCUUCAAGAGCAAGAAGGCACCCAGCGGGGUGGACUUUGAUGACUCCUGAGGACCUAACCCCAGAGAUUCGAACCUCUUCCCGGGACACGACCUCCUGUCUUCAGGGUGACCCUUCACCCCCGCACCUUGGGAGGAUGGGGGUUGGGCGGGACCGCUCAGUGGGUGUGGCGGAGGGCAAACCGGAGGAUUCCCGGGGUCCUUCCCAACCCCUCCUCUCCUCGGCUCCGGCCUGUUCUCCGGGCUAGUUCUGCCGGGCACCACUCGGCCAGCCUCCCUCACAACCGUGCCCCUCUCCGCGGGUGUCACUGACUGAAUAAAACAGACCCAAACUGACUAA